AACUUUAAAAGUCGCUCUCGUGGAUAUUACGUGGAUAUUAUUUGCGACAACAACCAUGUCGUCAGCGAUGCUUGUUAAGCGUCAGUUAACCAAAGUGAUAAACAGAUUCAAAUUCGAGGAACUGGAAAGUGCUGUGAUACCCGUUUUUCCAGAGACAUCAUGGUCUCGCGUCAGAUCCAAAUUGAUUAAGAAUCACAAGACUUUUACGGUAGCUAAUGCAGUGCACGUUAUCCAGGAUAUUCUUGAUAACACAGAUUUAAGUUUGAAAGAUUUACAUGACAGAUUGACAACACUGGAAGUAACAUAUAUAAGCAGACAUAACAAUAAAAGAAUAUGGUAUGGAUACAAAUUGUCAGGAUUGAAUAAUGAGUUGAGGCAUCUUGAUAGUCAAGAGAUACAGGAAGGUAUCAAAAAGGAAUUUUAUUCGAAUGGUUUGGACAUGGAUAUAAAAGCUGUAAUGUAUGACAGUAUCAUGUUUAUAUGUGUUAAGGAGAAGAAAAAGAAAAAGAAAGCACAAUAUCUCCUAUUGCCAACCUAUUUCGCCUUGUUUUUCGGACAAAAGUAUUUUUUUUGCUCAAGGAAGAAUGUAUCAGUUGAUUAUAUAAAAACGAUAGCUUUCAAUCUAGGUUAUAAUAAUAGCAAAAGAAUCAAGCUGAUGGGCAAGGACCUCAAAUCUUUAAUAAAAUUAUUAUGGAUUAAGCAACAAAAUGUUUUACAAGCUGGAGAUAUUAAUCAACCACCUGUUUACCAACCGUCUAACCCUGUCAUCAGUAAUAAUGGCACAGAUUAUACGCAGAGCAAACAACGGAAAAAAUAUGCAGAACAGUGUUUUGGCAAAGAUCCUCCAAUUCUAGAGAAGCUUGUUAUAAAGGGGCCAGAGGAAUCUAUAAAACAUGAUAGUGUAGCUUCGAAGUUGCCUACUAAUAAUAUACGUAUGAACUGGGAAUUUCGUAGUCACAACAUGGCAAGGUUUUUAACCGCCUUAAUUGAAAGACGUGCGUUUAUGCCGCCAUUACCUGAUUAUAUAUCUAAUUUUAUGAUAAUGGGAAAAAAUGAGUUAACACUUCAGACUGAGCAGCAAACUCAGUCAUAAAUAUGAAUUUUAUUGUAAUAACAAAAUUAAACAUUGACAUCUUAAAGCUGGCCACACACGUUCAAGCAUUUCACAAAUUUGCUUGAACAUGACUGAGACUGUGUACUUAAGAAUCCUCAAUAUAAAAUCCGAUAUAUCGUUUUAU
Mycetomoellerius zeteki is the source of this 1238-nucleotide messenger RNA. RefSeq lists its product as uncharacterized. The record is from RefSeq and is a predicted model, not a curated record. Lineage: Eukaryota; Metazoa; Arthropoda; Insecta; Hymenoptera; Formicidae. Bases 56 to 1093 code for a protein of 345 amino acids. The transcript has 6 exons. Gene Ontology annotation, cellular component: nucleoplasm.